Capronia coronata CBS 617.96 is the source of this 615-nucleotide messenger RNA. RefSeq lists its product as uncharacterized. The transcript has 2 exons. Bases 1 to 615 code for a protein of 204 amino acids. The record is from RefSeq and is a predicted model, not a curated record. NCBI's taxonomy places the organism in Eukaryota, Fungi, Ascomycota, Eurotiomycetes, Chaetothyriales, Herpotrichiellaceae.
AUGGUUCUGGGAAUUCUUACGGCAAUAGCGGCUUGUCCUGCAAUCAUUGGCACCACCGAAGCAGUCCGUCAAGGUCAGAAGAAAUCUGCCAAAGAACAGCACAGAGGUGUGAAGUCGAACCUCGUUGUUUCUUGCUGCAGUUCAUCGACAGUGACGAGCCAGAUAAACGGGGGUCUCGUCGUGCUGCGAGAUCACAAGUUGUACAUUAUAACACCUGCUGCUGAGAGUCCAACCUCACAUCUAUUCGCAGGAUAUUUUCUUCCUUUCCCUGAUCAAAACUGGGGUCGCAAAGGGGAAGGCCUUGUGUCGACAAUCAGCAAUGAUCCUCCACAAUUGAACUGGAUAUACAUGGAUCAAGACACGUAUGAGCUCAAGUAUGGUAACCGGAUAGAAUCCGAACCUCACGUCGUCGGACCUUGGGAUUGUACGCGCAUAGACAAAAGACUUACCCUAGAAGGUUGGGAAGGCUUUAUGGCGGUCAAGGAGGGAAAGGGUAUAUGGUCGCUCUAUUUCGACCACGAGGACAACGGUUUGAAGGGCAAAGUUUCCAAAAAGACAAUGUUGGAGGUCGAGUUGACCCGGAAGGAGAGAAGGAAGGGAAGAGAUGAUGAAUAG